AAAUGAUGUCACGAAAUGGCAAGGGAGUAUGCUCUUUUGAAAACUCUACCCCCACUACCCCACACCCCACCCACCCCUCCCACCCUUCAUUUGCUCUAUAUCAUCCAAAGAUCACCAUAAAAAUACAAUCUUUAAGGUUCUAUAUACCUUUAGAUCUACGUUACUACUUACUAUACCCCCAAGAAUCAAUACUUUUUUUUCAUUUUUCCCCAAAUCUCGAGGUAGUUAUUUUUUUUUUUUUUUUUUUUUGAACAAAUAAAGAAUCCAAAUUAGGAUUCCAUGGAUGUUGUUUGAACUUUCUUGGGGCAAAAAAGGUUUGAGUCUUGAAUAGUAUGCUAGUGUUGAGGGAGCAAAGAAGAAGAAUCAGUGGUGAAAAAUGCAGAAUGCUAUGAAGAGAAGCGUUGAAGCUGCAAAGACUAAAGAAAGACAUAUUGUUUCUUGGUCACAAGAGGAGGAUGAUAUACUAAGAGAGCAAAUUCGAAUCCAUGGAACAGACAAUUGGACGAUCAUCGCAUCGAAGUUCAAGGAUAAAACAACAAGGCAAUGCAGAAGAAGAUGGUUCACUUAUUUGAACUCUGAUUUCAAGAAAGGAGGGUGGUCACCUGAAGAAGAUAUACUUUUAUGUGAGGCUCAAAAGAUCUUUGGUAACAGAUGGACUGAAAUUGCAAAGGUGGUUUCAGGCAGGACCGAUAACGCUGUGAAGAAUCGGUUCACUACACUGUGCAAAAAGAGAGCAAAGCAUGAGGCUUUGGCUAAAGAAAACAGCAAUUCAUACAUUAAUCUGAAUAACAAGAGGGUUAUAUUUCCAAGUGGCCUUAAUAUGGAUAACAUAACAGAAGCUACUGCUCCUAUUAAAAAGCUGAGGAGGAGUGACAUUUCAGAUGUCCUUCAAAUUGGUAACGAGGGAGAAAAAUCUAUGGGUGAUUGUGGAACUACAAAUCCAUUACUAAGACAUCCAUUUGCAGUACUAGCUCAAAACUUGCAUAAUGCUGGGGAAAACCUGGCAUCUCAUCAGCGGACUACUGGAAGUGGUAGUGACAACAAAACUCAAGGAACAUUCCUUAAAAAAGAUGAUCCAAAGGUACAUGUUUUGAUGCAACAAGCAGAGCUGCUAAGCUCACUGGCUAUGAAAGUGAACACAGAGAAUACAGAUCAAAGCCUUGAAAAUGCGUGGAAGAUACUCCAAGAUUUUCUUCAACAAACAAAGGAUGGUGAUAUGCUCAAGUUCCAGCUCCCUGAGAUGAAUUUUGAACCUGGUGAUUAUAAGAACCUGAUAGCAGAUUCAAGAAGUAGUAAUGAAGGCACUCAACCAUCUUGGAGGCAACCUGCUUUAUCUGAAGAUUCUGCUGGCAGUUCUGAGUAUAGUACGGGAUCAACUCUGCUAUCCCAUGCACUGGCUGAUAAAACAGAAGAAAGUCAAGCUGAGGUGUGUGCACAUCAUCAGGAUAUUGAAUCUGAAUUACGAACGUCUCAGAUUAGUGAUCAAGCUGGGCUUCAUGAAUUAGAAAAUGGAAUCUCUUGCCGUGUAUCCACCACUCGAGAUACUUUGCCAGUUUGUGAUGAAGAAAAAGUUAAUAAUGGACCUGCUACCGCUGAGUGUGAAUUUCUGAAUACAGAUUUCAGUUCUCCUCAUCAAGUAACUCCACUGUUCAGAUCUUUAGCUGCAGAAAUUCCCACUCCAAAGUUUUCAGAAAGUGAGAGACAGUUCCUAUUGAAAACACUUGGAGUGGAGUCCACAUCCCUGCAUCCAGGCACUAAUCUUUCGCAACCUCCAUCGUGCAAAAGAGCCCUCCUCCAUAGUCUAUAACCAACUUUACUGAUCAAACCUCACAAAAGAUUCUGCCGCGAGCAGUAUCACCAUAACUUUGAUCAACAGUUUCUCUUAUAUGUAGUCUACUCAAUUUUCGGAGUUCUUUUUGUUUGGAUUGCAGUCUCUAUGACCUAUGUUUUUUUCAAGAGGCCUUGGAAGAUCCGGUCUGCACCCUAGAAUGCAACGGAGGCAUUCUAGCUUUUUCUUUGGAGAUCUGACAGAUGAUCUGCAUCCUUUUUGGAGUUUCCGACCUAAUACUCACAGUAUCUAGUGUGUGUUCUUUUAUUGUUUCUCAUUCUUUGGUGUGUUGUUUAUGGAACACGAAUGGGGGUAUUUGAUGUUCCAUAAGUUUUCGGCUUUUAAUUAGCCAGUUGUACAGAAGAAAUCAUUGUACUUAUAAAUUGGCACCUCGCCAAGGUUAUAGAAAAUAUUCGAUAAGACAGAAAAAAAGAGAAGGAAAUCAUAGGGAGAGGUACGAGGACCAACAAGUCGAAUUGGCCUCCUACCUCAGUUUCUAUUCAUAUAUUUUGUGUCUAGAUGUUAUAAUAAUAAGUUUCUAGGCUUCAUGUAAUGUAAACAUACUUUAUUUGAUUGGAGAAUGCAAUAUGGUUCGCGUGUGCGCA
Messenger RNA from Capsicum annuum, 2433 nucleotides. Its product is annotated as transcription factor MYB88. Lineage: Eukaryota; Viridiplantae; Streptophyta; Magnoliopsida; Solanales; Solanaceae. Gene Ontology annotation, cellular component: nucleus. Gene Ontology annotation, biological process: regulation of DNA-templated transcription. The record is from RefSeq and is a predicted model, not a curated record. The transcript is spliced from 13 exons. Gene Ontology annotation, molecular function: DNA-binding transcription factor activity, RNA polymerase II-specific; RNA polymerase II cis-regulatory region sequence-specific DNA binding. The coding region runs from base 377 to 1807 and encodes 476 amino acids.